Messenger RNA from Wallemia ichthyophaga EXF-994, 1038 nucleotides. RefSeq lists its product as uncharacterized. The transcript is spliced from 2 exons. The record is from RefSeq and is a predicted model, not a curated record. The coding region runs from base 1 to 1038 and encodes 345 amino acids. Lineage: Eukaryota; Fungi; Basidiomycota; Wallemiomycetes; Wallemiales; Wallemiaceae.
AUGCGGUUGAAAUUAAGCAGAAAGUUGUCAAACAGGCAAGCAACUCUCCCAGAUGGUUUUGAAGGCUCGGGUUUGAAGAUGGGUUCAAGUAACACCGGCAAUAGUGAAACACAAAAGCAAGCAGGUCAAUCUGAAGAUGAAGCAGACGAUGUCUUCAAUAUCCCUGAAAACCCUCCUGACUCUGACCAGCCAAAAAUCGACCAGCACCAACAUGGCAACGAGAAUCACAACGAAUAUUCCUCAGCUCUCGCACCCUCACUCACCAUUGGUAUCGUCGCAAUCAUCAUCAUUUCUGCCGUCGUCGUUCGCUACAUGAGAAGGAAGAAGAAGCUGGAAAUGCUCGGCAACGCUCCAAACAAACAGAGCGAAAAGGAGAAGCAGCUGGUGGACAAUGAGCCGUAUGCCAACUCUUCAUUAAACUACGGUGACUACGACACUACGCCUCCACCCACAUACACAAUCCUGCCUCGGAGUACGUCCCUUAACACUCACGGCACCUUCGGCAACGACCAAUUUGGCACUAUAAACAGUGUCAACAGUGGUAUCAACCAAUUUGGCGCUAUGAACAGCGUCAACAGCGGCAACAACCAAUUUGGCACCAUAAACAGCGCCAACACCGUCAACACCAUGCAAGAUCUCCCUCCGACACCAGCCCCUGAAGACGAGGGGGACUUGCGUGGACUUGAACCACCAAGGAGACCUUACGUACAAUCGCCGCCAACUGUUCAUUUUGCACCAAUCAUGCCGCGCUCCUCCUCCCUUGGGAGCGUUAAUUUGCCGCAAUCAGCUUCCCAAGGUAGUGUCAGGAGUGUAAAUGAACGUACUGCCAGUCCAACUGAGCGCGCUGCAAGUCCAUUAUCACAUUCAUCAAGUCAUGCUUCUUUUCGACCACAGUCUGUCACACCGGUGCCCAGAAAAACCCCUUCCCCAUCCCAACUAGUUUCGCCUCCGGCAAGUCAAUCGCAGCCAUCAUCUCCCGCCUCAGUCACCUUCGUCAAGUCUCCACCUCCAUACGCUCCAUCUCCCCCACCUGGCUAA